Parnassius apollo (apollo) is the source of this 1002-nucleotide messenger RNA. NCBI's taxonomy places the organism in Eukaryota, Metazoa, Arthropoda, Insecta, Lepidoptera, Papilionidae. The record is from the annotation of a GenBank genome assembly.
UUGAGAAAAAUCUGGCAUACUACGGGAUAUCCAAGUGAUAAAACUGCAUUCAAUAGACACUCAAAUGAACUUAAAGCUCUUAUCAGCACCCUAGAAAAUGAUAAUAUUCAACACUAUCUCUCAAAUCUAGAUCCAACGAGAGACACAAACUACUCACUAUGGAAGGCUACGAAGAAUCUAAAGCGCCCGAAAAACCAUAUAUCACCUAUCAAUGAUGAAAAAGGAGGAUGGGCUAGAUCAUAUAAAGAAAAGGCAACAAUCUUUGCGGAACAUCUGAAAACAGUUUUCCAACCACUCCCUGAAAACAAUCCCGAACACACUAUGGAAAUCAAAGAAUACCUCGAAUCAGCGAAUCAAAUAUGUUUACCACUAAAAAGUACCAGCCCUAAAGAAAUUGUAGAAGAAAUAAGGAACCUCAAGGAUGGUAAAGUACUCGGCUAUGACCUGAUUGAUGCCACAUUACUUAAAAACCUGCCUCAUAAAGUCUUUUUGGAUGUUAUCCAAGCGUUUGAUAAGGUAUGGCAUUACGACCUCCUGUUCAAGCUAAAGAAGCAUCUCCCACAUUGUCUAUUCCUAAUAUUGAAAUCCUACUUAGAUAAAAGAUGCUACCAAGUGAAGUACGGCGAUGAUCUCUCAGAAUUAUACGAAUUAAAAUCAGGUGUCCCUCAGGGCAGUAUAUUGGGCCAUAUACUAUACCUCAUUUUUACAGCAGAUAUCCCAACAACUGACUACACCACGACUGCGACAUACGCUGAUGAUACGGCGCUUCUGUCGGCUCACAGCAACCCAGAAACGGCAUCAUCACAGCUGCAAAACCACCUGAUAGAAGUUGAGAGGUGGCUGAACCAUUGGAGAAUAAAAGCCAAUGAGAGCAAAUCGGUACAUGUAACGUUUACUCUUAGGAGAGAAACAUGUCCACCGGUAACGCUGAACUGCAAAGUUAUCCCUCAAGAAAAUAACGCAAAAUACUUGGGCAUGUACCUAGACAGGAAACUUACAUAG